Messenger RNA from Morone saxatilis (striped sea-bass), 1879 nucleotides. Its product is annotated as acidic leucine-rich nuclear phosphoprotein 32 family member B-like. Gene Ontology annotation, cellular component: nucleus. Gene Ontology annotation, biological process: regulation of apoptotic process. Gene Ontology annotation, molecular function: histone binding. NCBI's taxonomy places the organism in Eukaryota, Metazoa, Chordata, Actinopteri, Moronidae. The record is from RefSeq and is a predicted model, not a curated record.
AAAAAGUUGCCCCAGCUGAAGAGUCUGGACCUGUUUAACUGCGAGGUGACCAACCUGGCCGACUACAGGGAGUCCAUCUUCAAGCUCCUCCCCCAGCUCACCUACCUGGACGGCUACGACAUCGACGACUGCGAGGCGUCCGACUCGGACGGAGAGGGCGACGGCGUCGAGGACGAGGACGAAGAAGAGGGCGAGUCAGAGGACUUCGAGGAGGAGGAAGAGGAGGACGAGGAGGACGUAGUGGCCGAAGAGGACGACGACGAUGACGACAGCGCUGACGAUGAGGACGGAGAGGUGAAUGGAGACGUGGACAGUGAGGAUGACGACGACGAUGAGGAAGACGAGGAUGAUGAUGACGAGGACUCGUCUCCGGCCAAAGGAGAGAAGAGGAAGAGGGACCCUGAAGACGAGGAUGAUGAAGAUGAUGAUUAAAGAACCACAAAGACCCCCCGCGACCCCCUUUGACCUCCCUGCCCUCCCCCCUACAUGACCUCGUUCCAUCCCCUCCCCCACCAGCGCUCGCCCUCCUCCUGCGCCAGACUCCUCCCCCACCAACACCCGGUCGACUCCUGGGCUGCGUCCCAUUUCUGAAAACAGGUCUCCUCCCGCCGCGUCCUCGUCAGCUCCUCUCCGUUAAUUUAUACAAUUCAUUCGUUUGUUGAUCCCAAAUAUUCCUCGACCGCCCGGAACAACUUCCCGUCACUGUCAUAUUUCACUCUCUGCCGUUUGUAGCAGCACAUUUUAGUGAACUCAGGAAAAACUCGAGAGCUUCGAAUCCACAAAACCGAUCAGAACUCCAACUCACGAUCGUUUUCAGUAUCGAUUUAAGCUGCACGUUAUCGUCUCCAUUCAUCGUUUCGUCUAUAAAAUGCCAGAAAAUUAUGAUUUCUCAGCGGAAAGUGACGUUAAAAUGUCCAAAGAUGAUCCGUUAACCAUCGUGCACAACAAACGGCAGAAGUCUUCACAUUUUAGAAGCUGCAACCGGAGAAUAUUUGGCAUUUUUGUGUGGAAAUAUAUGAAUUAAAUAUGAAUUUCCCAUAAAUAUUCUGUUAAUUGAUCGUUUCAGCCCGACGUAAAGUUCCUCUGUGGCGUUAACGGGAACUUGUGAUUUAUUUCAGAGAAAGACGGACUAAAGUUGGAUUUCACAAAAGCCGAUUUAACCGAGUUGGUUGUUGAUUUUUGGUGUCAGAUCUGACGUGUAGGAAAGAGGAUGUUGGUGUUCCACACAUUUGCGAACCAGAACCUCAGAUGAGCAAAAAAAAGUUAGAAUUUUUUUUGCGUAUUUGUUACAUCAGGACAGUCGUUGAGAAAUAAAUCACAUCAGCAGAAGUUUUGUGUCUCAGGGCAUCGAAUCAUCAGCUGCUAUCACAAGAACAAGGUAUUCUGGGAAUUUUCGUGACCGUUUGAGCUCCAGAUUCCCGCUCCGUUAACCAGAAGUAAACGCCAGUCAUUAAGCUCGAUAACGAAGCAUCACGGAGGCGAGGUUUUGACCCGUUUGUACGGAACGCCGGAGAACGUAAGCUUCAGUUUUCGUUCCGUUUUUGAGAUCAAUCACAAGAAAAUCGCCCUUUUUUUGUUGUUGUAAUAUUUGUCAAUAAAUUCACGUUUUCGAGUAAUUACGUUGUUAAACACGUUGAAACAAAGCAUUUUUUUUUUUUUUUGCGUCGUGUCUGUGGAAGGAGGCUGAACGCCGGCUCGCAGGAGGUGACGUCACUGUUGGGACACGAAAUCAAACCCAAACUCCACGAUUCCUCCUUUUCCCAUCAUUCCUUUGUCCCCCCCCAACUCUCCGUGACAUCACCACUCUGGGACUCAACCAGCAGCUGUGAUGUCAUCACCGCGCUCCCCGACGGACAGUCAAACCUAGUGAACCCCCCCC